Messenger RNA from Tachysurus vachellii, 2289 nucleotides. Its product is annotated as high affinity cGMP-specific 3',5'-cyclic phosphodiesterase 9A. Gene Ontology annotation, molecular function: 3',5'-cyclic-GMP phosphodiesterase activity. Lineage: Eukaryota; Metazoa; Chordata; Actinopteri; Siluriformes; Bagridae. The transcript is spliced from 14 exons. The coding region runs from base 1 to 1605 and encodes 534 amino acids. Gene Ontology annotation, biological process: cGMP catabolic process. The record is from RefSeq and is a predicted model, not a curated record.
AUGGAAACUAAAAUUAUUUAUUUCACAGUAAACGGAAGACCAGAGCAGGCUGAGUUCCCUAUUGAUUGUCCUCCACAAGAUGUCAAAGACUUGUUCCAAUCGGCAGCUGAAGCUGGUCCACAUGAUAUCUUAAAACUCUACAAUACCAAGGGCAACAUCAUUAAUAUCUCCCCUCAGCUGACUCCCAACAGCCCUCACACAUGCUACAAGCUGGAGGUGGUUGCUGCUGAUUGCAACAGUGAGCCAUUAGGUACAGAGCUGGCAGUGUCACUGGGCUUUGAUCUUUCCUCCAUGGAGAAACGGUUGCAAAGUCUAGAGAAGAAGAUUCUUGUAGAAUCUGGCAAGACCCCUGAUGUUGUUUAUGAGAUGAAGCAACAGGUGGAGUCAUUCAGGGAAAAACUUGAGAGUGUGGAGCACCUGAGCUGGCUGGGUCUGUUCAAGGAAAUGUCUGAGGGCACUCACAAACCAUCUCCGUUCUACCACAAGAGAACUUUGCGCAAGACUCGUGAAGAGUGCGAACAUGUCAAGGAAAAGUUCUUCCAGAUGAGCUCCCUGGAGGUCUCUGAGGAGGUGAGGCAAUACCUUAAAACACCAACCUUUGAUAACUGGCAGUGGGAAGAUGCUGAGAUUAUGGUGUUGCUCCAAGUGAUGUACACAGACCUGGAUUUUAUCUCCACCUUUAACAUAGAGCUGGAUGUGCUGCAGCAUUUCCUCUAUGAAGUCUAUAAACGAUACAACAACAUCCCUUUCCACAACUUCAAACACUGCUUCUGUGUCACUCAAAUGAUGUAUGGCCUGAUUUGGCUAACAGAUCUGAGGGCUAAGAUAGAUAGCAUCGAUCUUUUAAUCAUGCUGACCUCAGCUGUAUGUCAUGAUCUAGACCACACUGGUUAUAACAAUGCUUACCAGAUUAAUGCUCGCACUGAACUCGCCUUGCGGUACAAUGACAUCUCUCCUUUGGAAAAUCAUCACUGUGCUGUAGCAUUUGAGAUACUGGAAAAGACUGAAAGCAACAUUUUCCGGAACCUGUCAACAGAUCAAUACAAGAGGAUAAGGGAGGGAAUAAUUAAGUGUAUCCUGGCUACAGACAUGAGCAGGCACACUGAGAUCCUAAACAAAUUUAAAGCCAUUCUGCCUGUGUUUGAAUUCAGUAACAAGGAUCACAGAGAUGUGCUGAUGAUGAUUAUGAUUAAAGUGAGUGACAUCUCUAAUGAAGCGAGGCCCAUGGAUGUGGCUGAGCCAUGGCUGGACUGCUUAUUGCAGGAGUUUUUUAAUCAGAGUGAUAUGGAGAAGCUAGAGGGACUUCCUGUAACACCAUUUAUGGACCGGGACAAGGUGACUAAGCCCUCCUCUCAGACUGGUUUUAUUCGCUUUGUUCUCUUCCCGCUGUUCAUCGAGUUAGCUAAUCUCUUCCCCUGUCUCGAGCAACAUAUCAUUGACCCAGUGAGAAAAGCCCUGGAUUACUACACAGAGAUGGAGAAAGCAUUAGAAAGAGAGAAGCAUAAUCGAAGUCAGAGUGAAAAAACAACUAAACCCAAAGAGAAUACGAAUGACUCUGAGCUUCCACUUGAGCCUGAAUCAACAUUGAACCCAAGCUCGGUGUAAUGACAACAUGCUUGCUGUGUGUAAUGGUGGGAGAAAACACUAUAGCUUUGCUGAAUAAUUGGCUUCUUUUCUAAACAUUACUUAAAAGAUAUAAAAGAGGUUUAAUAGCAUUUGCCUCAGACCCUGUUAGACAGCUGUGAUGUGUUGCUAUUCAGUCUGAGGAAAGGACUAUUUUAAAAGCUGUUUGCAAUGCGAGGGGUUUUACAUGUAUUUCCUUUAAAUUUCAAAAUGGCCCUUAUUGAAUUUUGGUACUACAAAAAAUUUUUUAUUGAAGUGACUGCUUUUGUUUAUCUAUUCAGAAAGUAAGUCCAUUCAGAAAGUUAAUAUAUAAAAUGUGCUGUUAAUAUAUUUAACCAGAUCAACCUGUGUCAGGUCAUAGUAUUCAGAAAGAAAGCCCAAGUGUCAUUACUUUACAAGAUAAUAUAAUGUGAUAAAUGAUCAUAGAUGUAUAAUGUACUACUCAUGUUUUAUGUCUUGUAAGAAAAUGUGCUGAACAUGUACAUACAGAAAGGCAGCGAUAACAUCACUGUUGCGUCUGUUAAUAAUUAAUAACAUGCUUAACUUAUGGCUCUCAGGUCAGUGAUCAUGUGUCUAAUCUGUAUUAUUGCAUAAUGGGUGUGGACUAAACAUCUCAUUGCUGCCUGCAUGAGGACAAAUGAAUAAAUGGACAGAGAUUAACAAAAA